This is a messenger RNA of Didymodactylos carnosus, 771 nucleotides long. The record is from the annotation of a GenBank genome assembly. NCBI's taxonomy places the organism in Eukaryota, Metazoa, Rotifera, Eurotatoria, Philodinida, Philodinidae.
AUGCAGAGUGGGGGUACCUGGGGCCUACAGGCUGGUCAAUGGACAGACGACACAUCGAUGGCUCUCUGCCUUGCCGCCAGUCUUAUAGUUAAACAGGGCUUCGAUGCUUACGAUCAACUAGUGCGAUACAAAUGGUGGUAUAAGGAUGGAUACAUGUCAUCUAUAGGAAAGUGCUUUGAUAUCGGUCAAGCGACACAUCUAGCUGUUAUCGACUUUGAGAAGCGUCAACUGAACUUUGCAGAACGUUUUUGCCAGUUGAAACCAAGAACGAUCAAAUCGGAACGAGAUCGCGAUACAAUGAUAAGUCAAUGUGACUGUGUUAGCGUUGAUUUCAAGCUGCAUUUCGGAUCAGAAGAUUCUGCCGGCAAUGGACCUCUCAUGCGUUUGAGUAAAUAUGAACUUUUGGAUCCCAAAUUCUAUCGUGCAUAUUAUUUCUCACCUCCACUACACCUUGAUGUCAUUAACAUUGCCGAGGGUUCUUACAAAAAAAAGAAUGGUUAUGAAGAUGGUAUUCGUGGCAAAGGUUACGUGUUGGACGCUCUCGAAGCUGCUCUCUGGGCAGUUUGGAAUGAUCAAGACUCCUUCGAACGCGGUGUUCUAUCGGUUGUGAAUUUGGGAGAUGACACAGAUACGACGGCGGCUAUCUAUGGCCAACUUGCCGGCGCUCUUUAUCGGAUCGAGCAGAUUCCAAAACGUUGGAUUCAGAAAUUAUUCCAGCGCGAUUUCAUAAUAACUAUGGCUAACUGGUUGUAUCUUGGAGGAGAGCUGUGA